UGUUGAUUCGUGAAGCAAGACUGGUUUCUGUAGAAUACAGGGAGACGCCGCUUCCUCCGCACGAAAGGUCGAAAGCACUAACAAGUCAGCCGUACCGUCAAGAUGGAAAAAGCCAUAGUGAAUCGGUGGAACGACUUCGACCCCCUCGAGGAGGUCAUAUUGGGAAUCGCGGAUGACGCCUGCUUCCCGCCGAUGGAGCCCGCUUGCCAGUCCGAAUUUAACGACCAAUACACGAAAUACGGUACAAGCACAUGCUGCCUUUGUUUGUCAUGUGGAAAGAACCCGAUGAAUUUGUAUCCGGAAGAACUGGACCGCAAUCGAUUUUUUUUUCGAGUGCCUCUGCAAGCACAAAAAAUGUGAUAAAUUGCCUUGCAGCUCACCACGCAGGAGCAGUGACUAACAUAGUGAAGAUGAAAAUCACAAAGAAUGAAGGUUCUUUCAUGAAAUGUUACCAGGUGCCAAGAUGAGCCACCCCUUCUCGGAGUAUUUGCCGUGGCCAACAGGACCCAAGCUCAAGCGCUUUAUUGACGGCGCAAAUAAGGAGCUUGAGGGUACAACUUCCGAUUCUGGUUUUUCGAAACAAGUGCGACAAGGGUAUUCGCUACCGGUCAGAAAUGCAACAUCUUCUUUCAUUUUCCGUAUUCCAUUUUGUCGCCUCACGCUUGCGAAGAUGAAAAGUAAACUCGUGAGUUCGUUCAUCUACCCAAAAUAAAAGGCAUGAAGGACGUCCUGGAAGGCGAGGGUGUGAUUGUGAAGAGGCCAGACCGCAAGUUGUGCAACUUCAAUGUCCAGACAAAAACGCCAGACUUCGAGUCACCAAACCAGUACUGCGUCGUGUGCCCAAGAGACGUCGUGAUGACCGUCGGUAUAAUUGUCGGCGUUGCAGGACAACUGUUGCUGUUCUUUCUGAUGGGUUGUUCGUGCAUGACACUGUACUGCUGAGGUUUGCAUGAUGGAAAGAUAAUUUUUUAUCUACACGUAUAUAGUAAUUGCUGCUGGUGCAGCACUUCAUCUUUCAAGCUCACUAAAUACAUUUUUUUCCACAGGUAACGAGAUCGUGGAGGCCACGAUGUGCAAGAGAAGUCGAUUUUUUGAGUACCGACCCUUCCGAACGUUGAUCCGGGAAUAUUUCGACGCCGACCCCCGGAUGAUCUGGACCGCGGCACCAAAACCCAUGAUGGGACCGGACUCCUACAACACAGACUUCUGGAACUGGACAGUCGAGGAAAGGAUUGAGAGGAUGCACAAAUACGAAUACUGCCUGUCGGAGAAGGAAGUAUGAGAAUGAGUUUUUUGUUUGCAGCUUGCCAUGUAGUGCAAAUCGCCGCACUACAAAUCAUCAUAUUGCGUCGCAGCUUUCGCAAAACAAAAGCAAAACCGCCUCAUCUCACUUCUAUCGUGUCAAUGUCCCAACAUCGAAACUUCUCAGAUAAUGUUCGACGCUGCGGACUGCCUCCUAAUUGGAAACAUGAUGUUCGUGCAACAGUCUAUGGUCACCAAUCUCGCCGGAAUCCGAUGGUUGAAGAGGCAUUUCGCGCCAAAGGGAAUUCAGGUAUAGAACUUUUACAGGGGUGGGCCCUCUGAUGAUUUUGUGCUUUUUUCGUCCUCUUGGAGUGCACAGAGCUCGUGUAAAAGCGCUCCUUACUGAUGUUACUUGACAUGAGCAAAUUACGAGCAAGAUUUGGAAUACUCAAUACUAAGGUCCACACCCUGCACUUUCCCUAUGACCUCUACCCAUCACACACCGACUGCACCUUCGUCGCCGUGAACGGGCACACUGUGUUGACAAAUCCGGACAGGCUAUCCAAGGAAAAACUGUGUUAGAGUAGGUGCUUGGAGUGACAGCAUGACAACUUUGUUUUGCAUGACAGAGAAAGCCUGUCGCGCACACCUGGAGGGCGCAAGCCUCGUACCAUACCAUACCAUGCACAGCUGGCACCUGAAAACGCAUAUGAAAGACGAUUUCAUGGCUGAAUAGCAUGACAAAUGUAAGUGUAUUGCAUUAUCUGCAUCACGGACUUACAGUUGCGCACUUUUUUUCUCGCAUACAAGCCGGUGGUGGAAGAGGAAGUGAAAAUCUUCAAGCAGAAUGACUGGAGGCUGGUACUAGACGAGAUGGUUUGAAAUUUCUAAUGCGUCACACGAAUGCAAAAGAAAUUUGUAUUGCGUCACACGAAAUGUACGAUAUUUAUGUUUAUCAGGUCGAUGUGCCCUACUACACGACCGACAAGGAGCACCCGCCCAUGUGCCAGUCUUCCAGGUGGCUCUCUAUUUAUCCUGCGUAAAAACGUCCCCAAGCCCAACCCAGAGUCAAAAUGGGAAUUUUGGUUGUCGCGCAGGAUUUGCUUCUAGACAGAGCAACAGAUUUUGGUCCUCGCGCAUGACAGGUGUGGAAUCGUCGUCUACUUAGUCGUAUCUGACUAGUGCUGUAGCCUCACGAGAAAUUGAUGAAAUGGGUCAGCUUAUCCUGAUGUAUGAGAUGGAGAGGAUGACAAAGUCCCAGACAGCAUUAGAAAAUGCGUCUCAUGGGGCUGCGGAUGACACACAUGCAAAGUAUGCAGAUCUGCAUGAGAGCUCUGCGGUAGGGACGUUUACGUUUUUCCACACGAUACUGCGAACCUGUUCUCCAUCACGCCAAACAAAAUCGUCUGCGAGGAGGGUUUAUGGAUUGCAAAACGAUCGCGCUAGAAGUGGGAAUCGCAUCACAAUAUCUUUUGCCAGAUUCAACAAGAGAACAAACGGCGUUUGUCAUGCAGAAUCAGGUACAUACAAAAUCAAAACAAAUGUUAUGCAGGGUUGCAAUUAGUACGAGCGCGAUGGUUUUGCACAGGAUACGGCGAGAAGCCGCUGAUCAACUAUUUGGAGGGUGAGCUCGGUUUUGACGUCAUUGGCGUGCCGUACAGACAGGUAGAAAAGUCAUUUUUCAUGCAUCACAAAAAUACGUAUCGUACUUCACAAGUGGGAUGAAAGUUGGGUUUGUAUUCAUGCUGAUUGAGGUGGAGGAUGAAAAAAUCUGUCGUUCUUGCAAGACAGCUGCGCAUCAAAACUAGGUAAUUAUCCGCAAAAAAAAAAAAGGUCUUCGAGUUCGGUGGUUCCCUGCAUUGCUCCACCUGGGAUGUCCGCAGAACGGGCGGCUGUAAGGAUUUUUUCCCGAACCGCGAGGAUAUUGAGGACGUGGGCUUGCACAACCUCACGGACCUGCCGUAAGGAAUAAAGCGAAAAUCUUCACGAGGUGGAGAAAAAGAAAUAUAAAAUCGAAAAAAAUAAGUAUAUGAUAGAUUCAAAAUGGGAGACGAUGUGCUGGAGGUGUAGAAAGUAAAAAAGAUGACCUCGGCAUGAUCUUCAAGGAAGUUACUCAACUCGUUUCAGGCAUAGUUUAUUACAAUUGCAUGUUGAAGAAGAACAAGAAAUUUACAUCUUUAUCGACGUAGUAGUUCCCUCGAAAUUUAAAGGACUGCUGCAUCAGAAGAUAAUUGGAUACAACGUCGGCGUACAUAGGUUUCCUCGGUGUCACCACUCAACAAAUAAAUGCACGACUCGCUCGCUUGUGCCGGCGCUUAUUGUGUCUUAAAAAAGCAGCUGUUGUUGAAAAAUAUACGAUAUUAUGGAAAUAAGAGCACCGCGCACCGGCGACCGAUAGAGAAAAAAGGUUUCAAUACGAUUACUGCAUGUAGUUUGAUCAAUUUUUUAAUCAAACAAACCAGAACUACUAGAACUCGGUCGGUAUGGAAGCCGACGCCAUGCUCAACACAACUAUACCCAAUUGCGAAAAAAACCUCGUCGCACUGAUAAGUAUCUAGUUCGCCUAGAAGAAGCAGCAAGCAAAACUCCUAUUAGUGGAGUUGACAACCACGGAAACUACUUUUUUCUUGCACAGCAAGCUUGCAGAAUUCUACUGUCGAUGAAGAUACUGAACGCCGAAAAAAAUAGCCGCGAGGACUCAAGCCCGAAGCCAGAAACGAUGAGCAUACGAGAGCGCGAUAUCAAUACCAGUAUUGUCAGUCGUAUUUUCUUGCCCUGCUACAUCUGCCCUUUUGCAACCGAAAAUUGGUAGUACAGAAGAUCGUCCUAGUAAAAAGCACUAUAGACAACGUAAAGCAUCGCACGUAUACACUCGCCGAGCUUGCUAGAGGAUCAUCUUGACUCUUGUUGCACCUUGCCAGCCUGUACAUUGCAAACGAAAGCAGCUACCUCGUCGCACUCGUAGUAUCUGUAUCGAGCGCCAGCGCUAGUUCUCUUUCUGCUAUUUGGCGCAAUACAGGUUUCUCCUGUAUACGGUCACGUAGAUGAAACAGAACAAACUAGGAUGACCAUGACGCGGAUGUUACCGAAUUAUAUUUCGACUCGUCUACAACUGUCGUCCUUCCUGAACAACUAAUUGAUGACUUGCUAUACUACUUCUUGUUAGUACAACACUACCAAGCCUCUCCUCCGUAGUUUAUCACCGCAUAGUCACGACUUCAUUUACGACUUGCUCUAUCGGAAAAUCAAAUAUUCUUACCAACUACUUCUGCUAAACUACUGACACUCAUUGUUACUUUGCUCAGGCCAGAGCUCUGUUAUCGCCAGAGAAAGAACUUCGGCACCACGAUUGAUACUAUCCUUUCACUAAUCUACUGCUUCUUAAAUAUUGUGCUGCACGGGUAGCAGCGAUUAUUACGUCACUAUCUUCCACUUCAACACCGACGAUAAAAUUGUCCCUGGAUUUUGCGCUGUCGUAUGUUGCAGCUAAAAAUCUUCUAUCAUUUUCAUCGCAUCAUGACUGAACAGAAAGAGAGCCACGACAUUGUUGUAAAUCGCCAAAGAGGGCGGCCCUCGUAUGGGAUCCAGUUCUUGGCCCAACAGAGCAGGCGUCGAGCCUGCCGCUGUUGACAUCGCCUCCGUUUUGUUCCGCGAGAAGAACUACAUCAACCUUCUUC
Amoebophrya sp. A120 is the source of this 4919-nucleotide messenger RNA. The record is from the annotation of a GenBank genome assembly. NCBI's taxonomy places the organism in Eukaryota, Dinophyceae, Syndiniales, Amoebophryaceae.